ACAGCUUAAACUAGUAGCUCCCUUAAUUCCACAACCGCAACAACGACACAUACCAUGGGAAAAAUAACACUGUACGGCAUCGACGGUAGUGCUCCGGUGCGCUCUGUCCUCCUGACCCUCAACGCCUUGGAAUUGCCUUUCGAUUAUAAGAUUGUCAAUCUCUUUGCCAAGGAGCAAUUGAAACCGGAGUUUCUCAAAAUGAAUCCCCAACACACUGUGCCCACACUGGAUGAUGAUGGCUUCUAUGUGUACGAUAGUCAUGCCAUCAAUUCAUAUCUGGUUAGCAAAUAUGGCAAAACGGAUUCACUAUAUCCCAAGGAUCUGCAGGCGCGGGCUAUUGUCGAUCAACGUUUGCACUACGAUUCCAGUGUGGUGGGCACCAAACUACGGGCCAUUCUGUUCCCCGUACUUCGUUUGAAUCAGACCGAAGUCAGCCAAGAGAAAAUCGAUGGCCUCACCGAAGUCUAUGACACAUUGGAACUUUUCUUGAAAGCCAACGAUUACAUUGCUGCCAAACAGUUGACGAUAGCCGAUUUCCAUAUCAUUGCUGUCUUGACCACCAUGUUUGCCUUCCUAGAACUGGAUGCCGGCAAAUAUCCAAAAUUAUCCGAAUGGGUGAAACGCAUCAAGCAGUUGCCCUACUACGAGGAGGCGAAUGGCAAGCGAUUGGAACAAUUCCUGGGCUUGAUCAAAAGCAAAAAUAUUACCAUUGUUUAGUUUGCGUUAAUGUUAUUAUUUAAAAAUAAAUCCACUAUUUAGAUACUUA
Drosophila willistoni is the source of this 766-nucleotide messenger RNA. It is a transcript of the gene GstE3, whose product is annotated as glutathione S-transferase 1. The transcript has a single exon. The record is from RefSeq and is a predicted model, not a curated record. Gene Ontology annotation, biological process: glutathione metabolic process. The coding region runs from base 55 to 717 and encodes 220 amino acids. Lineage: Eukaryota; Metazoa; Arthropoda; Insecta; Diptera; Drosophilidae. Gene Ontology annotation, molecular function: glutathione transferase activity.